AUGAACACCACCGUCCUUACUCUGUCCUUGCGCCCGCCGCCGCUGUCAUUGUCACGGCCGUCUGCGUCUCAGACGUUUGCUCUCGCCUUCAUCUCGACCUCGCCCGUCCCCUCCCGCCUUGACGUCGUCACUCAUCCGUCCAUCGCCAUCUUCCCCGCCGCCGAGCCCGUCUUCACUGCUGUCGGCAACGCCCCACGCCCCUGCCUCGCUAGCGCUGGA
This is a messenger RNA of Gryllus bimaculatus (two-spotted cricket), 219 nucleotides long. Lineage: Eukaryota; Metazoa; Arthropoda; Insecta; Orthoptera; Gryllidae. The record is from the annotation of a GenBank genome assembly.